AUGAAUGCUCCCAGUGAAGCGCAGACCGAGUCUCAUUUUUCCUCUCCAAUUUCUUAUCUUGAGUCCCUUUCCAAUCCUCCGGCAGGCGCCUCUCUGUUAAACAACCAUCAAUGCACUGUUCUCGAUACAACUAAAUCUAUCGAGUCUCAUAAUCGGCUCCCUGAAACCACAGAGUUCGUUGACGAUGACGACAAUACCGUCAUCAGGUCUAGCUUCCCUGUGCUCGUCUCAAGCACAGAAGAAGAUCGCUUUGAGCCAGCUUAUCUGCAGCUUAAUCUUGAUGCAGAUCCGCAAAACCUCCGUCUCUGGUAUUUUUGUGCCCAGGAAACCUGUUUCCCAUACACAAUAAGCACCCCCGCUCUCUCAGGCUUGACUUCCCUCCCUAGCAGUGGCAUUAACAGUGCUCGCAAUGAGAUGAAUUCUUUUGAGUUUGGGACAAGCUUCCCUGCCCGUCUGAUCGGCAGCCCAACUCCAGGACUUGGGGCAAAUAUUCUCAGUGAGGGCUCAACGGGGUCUUGCAGAUCAUUUGGAACUAGACAGGACUAUGUCUUCACAGAGGGCGACAUAAAGGGAAUCAGGUAA
Molecule: messenger RNA, 582 nt
Organism: Protopolystoma xenopodis
Lineage: Eukaryota; Metazoa; Platyhelminthes; Monogenea; Polystomatidea; Polystomatidae
Source: the annotation of a GenBank genome assembly